This is a messenger RNA of Paramecium octaurelia, 264 nucleotides long. The record is from the annotation of a GenBank genome assembly. NCBI's taxonomy places the organism in Eukaryota, Ciliophora, Oligohymenophorea, Peniculida, Parameciidae.
AUGGAUAUUAUCAUUGUGAUAAAUGAGGCAUUAUUCGUUCUCUUUUUAAAUAAUAGUAACGCAUUUUUAUAAGUCAAAAUGGAUUUAACCAAAAUCACAAAGAGAGUCUUAAUGAUUCUUUAUGCAUUUCCUGCUCUUGCUACUUUAAUCGUUGUUUUCUAUUCAAACAAGACUAAUUACAGACCUAUGCUCAAAGUUUUCAGUAUUUUUAUUGUAAUUCAUUAUAUGUUUACUUUGAUUGAUAUUUAAAUUAGAAUGCAAUGA